AUGGUCUCGAAGCUGAGUCAUCUUCAAGUGGAGCUACUGGGAGCGCUGCUGGAGUCAGGGCUAACCAAGGAGACCCUGAUCAAGGCGCUGAGCGAGGUGGAACCCUACGUGCUCCAGAGUGAAAGUCAGCGCGCUAUCAAUGCCCUCCAGACAGAGAAAGGGGAACCCUGUCCCGACAUCCCCAACCUCCCCAACGGAAUGGCGGAGUCCAGGUUAUCGGAAGAUGAAACCUCUGAUGACGGGGAGGAAUUUACCCCUCCAAUAAUGAAGGAGCUGGAAAACUUGAGCCCUGAGGAGGCUGCUCACCAGAAGGCUGUGGUGGAAAGACUAUUACAAGAGGAUCCCUGGCGAGUAGCAAAGAUGGUGAAAUCCUACCUCCAGCAGCACAACAUCCCUCAGCGUGAGGUGGUGGACACUACUGGCCUAAACCAAUCUCACCUCUCACAACACCUCAACAAGGGCACUCCCAUGAAGACCCAAAAAAGGGCAGCCCUCUACACCUGGUAUGUCCGCAAGCAGCGAGAGGUCGCCCAGCAAUUCACACAUGCUGGCCAGGGUAUCCUGACAGAGGAGCCCAUGGGAGAUGACCUGCCCACCAAGAAGGGAAGAAGAAACCGCUUUAAGUGGGGUCCUGCCUCACAACAGAUCCUGUUCCAAGCCUAUGAGAGACAGAAAAACCCCAGCAAAGAAGAGAGAGAGGCACUAGUGGAAGAGUGCAACAGAGCAGAGUGUAUUCAGAGAGGUGUUUCCCCAUCUCAGGCCCAGGGACUGGGCUCGAACCUGGUGACAGAGGUCAGAGUUUACAACUGGUUUGCCAAUCGCAGGAAGGAGGAGGCUUUCCGGCACAAGCUGGCCAUGGACACCUUCAGCGGACCACAGCCCACCUCUGCUCCCCCUCUAACUCCUCACAACUCUUCCUCCCUCCAGCCACCAUCUGCUCUCUCACCCAGCAAAGUUCACGGAGUGAGGUACAACCAGCAGCCAGCCAGUGAGGCAGAGUCCUCCAGCAGCAACCACCAUGGGAACAGCUCCAUGGUGACCACCCAAACCAUCCUGCAUCAGGUUUCUCCCCCUGGACUGGAACCCAGCCAGAAUCUACUAAGCACAGACACUAAACUGGUCUCAGCUCCUGGAGGAACUCUCCCUCCUGUCAGCACCCUGACUGCCUUGCACAGCCUAGAGCAAAAUCCACAUGCACUGAGCCAGCAAACUCAGAACCUUAUCAUGGCAUCACUGCCAGGUGUUAUGGCAAUUGGAGCUGGUGAGACCUCAUCCCUAGCACCAGCAUUCACCAACACAGGUGCCUCCACCCUGGUGAUAGGCCUGGCCUCAACCCAGCCCCAGAGUGUACCUGUAAUAAACAGCAUGGGGAGCAGCCUCACUACCCUGCAGCCCGUCCAGUUCUCCCAGCAACUGCACCCAUCCUACCAGCAGCCCCUCAUGCAGCAAGUCCAGAGCCACAUCAACCAGAGCCCCUUCAUGGCUACCAUGGCACAGAUACAGAACCCUCACGCUCUCUACGGCCCCAAGUCUGAAGUGGCCCAAUACACACAUACAGGCCUCUUACCACAAACCAUGGUGAUAACAGAUACAGCCAAUCUCAGCGCCCUGACUAACCUGACACCAACUAAACAGGCAUUCACAUCUGACUCAGAGACUCACACAGAGUCUGGGAUGCAUACACCAGUGUCACAGGCGUCAACGAUACAUUUACAGAACCAAGACACAACUAUCCAGCACCUUCAGCCAGGCCCUCGCCUCACCUCAAGCCCCGCUGUGUCCUCCAGCAGCCUGGUGCUGUACCAAAGCUCUGACUCCGCCAACAGCCACAGUCAGCUGCUGCCAUCCACUCACAAUGUCAUCGAGACCUUCAUCUCCACACAGAUGGCAUCCUCCACUCAGUAA
Messenger RNA from Gymnogyps californianus (California condor), 1905 nucleotides. It is a transcript of the gene HNF1A, whose product is annotated as HNF1 homeobox A. Gene Ontology annotation, biological process: insulin secretion; pancreas development; liver development. Gene Ontology annotation, cellular component: nucleus. NCBI's taxonomy places the organism in Eukaryota, Metazoa, Chordata, Aves, Accipitriformes, Cathartidae. The record is from RefSeq and is a predicted model, not a curated record. The transcript has 10 exons. The coding region runs from base 1 to 1905 and encodes 634 amino acids. Gene Ontology annotation, molecular function: RNA polymerase II cis-regulatory region sequence-specific DNA binding; DNA-binding transcription factor activity, RNA polymerase II-specific.